Messenger RNA from Brassica napus (rape), 1470 nucleotides. Its product is annotated as ATP-dependent DNA helicase pif1-like. Lineage: Eukaryota; Viridiplantae; Streptophyta; Magnoliopsida; Brassicales; Brassicaceae. Gene Ontology annotation, biological process: DNA repair; cellulose microfibril organization; telomere maintenance. Gene Ontology annotation, molecular function: DNA helicase activity. Gene Ontology annotation, cellular component: membrane. The record is from RefSeq and is a predicted model, not a curated record. The transcript is spliced from 3 exons. Bases 1 to 1470 code for a protein of 489 amino acids.
AUGCUGGCUGAACUAAUUGAGGAAACAGACCUCAUAAUUUGGGAUGAGGCACCUAUGACACACAAACAUGCUUUCGAAGCAUUAGACAAGUCGUUGAAGGACAUAAUGUCUAUGAAAAACCCACCCGCAAAGAGUCAGCCUUUUGGUGGCAAGACAGUUAUGUUAGGCGGUGAUUUCAGACAGACCCUACCGGCCAUUCCACAAGGUAGUAGAGCUGAUAGUGUAUUAGCUUCGAUAAGCCAUUCAUAUCUAUGGAAUAGCUGCCACAAGUUCUCUUUGAAAACAAAUAUGCUAGUCAAUCAGGAUGAGAAAGAGUUUUCUGAGUGGCUUCUCAAAGUCGGGAAAGGUCGUCUAGAAUCGGGACAAGCAUAUGAGGAUGAUGGCUACCAUGACCAAUUCAUAGAUAUCGAUAAAUCUUUGAUUUGUCGGAGUUUUGUUGACCCAUUAGAAGGAGUUGUUGAUGCCGCAUAUGGACCGAUAAGCAGCCCGAUGAAUUCCCAGACUUCCUAUACCGAUAAAGCUAUCCUCACUCCCCGUAGUGAAACCGUCAAUGAAAUCAAUGCUUACACCAUCUCACGGACCGACAGGGUAUCAAGGGAUUACUUCAGCUCAGACAGCUUUGAGUUAUCAGAUACUACAUCAGAUCAAAAUGAUACACUAUACGCCGUUGAGUAUCUCAACUCAUUGGAAUUCUCGGGUCUGCCUUCGCACAAUCUUACUCUGAAAGUUGGUGCCCCAGUGAUGCUUCUCAGAAACAUAAAUAAAAAAAUGGGAUUAUGCAAUGGUACGCGAAUGAUCCUAACACACGUUGGCGAAAGCGUUCUAAAGGCCGAGAUAACCACUGGCUCACACAUUGGAAAAGAGGUCCUGAUCCCAAGGAUUGUACUUUUGUAUGAUGAAACAAAGUUACCGUUCACAUUACGGCGUCGGCAGUUUCCUAUCAGAUUGUGCUACGCAAUGACAAUCAACAAAAGUCAAGGCCAGAACUUAAAAGAGGUCAUCUUAUAUCUGUCUAAACCGGUUUUCUCUCAUGGUCAACUUUACGUGGCCCUAUCACGUGUCACAAGCAAAUCAGGAUUAAAGAUCAUAAAAGCCGAAGAUUCCCACCAGUUGAAAUUGAAGAACAUAGUCUACAAAGAAAUAUUCAAAGGCCUUCAUCCCGACAAGGGUCUUACACACUUGGAAACAACAAUUCUUAGUACUAGCAAGGGAAACGUACCUCAUUGCUGUAAGAAAACCCCAAGUGUCGUUGAUCUCUUGCCAGGUGUCCCUUAUAAUCAACAGUUCUCAAACUGUUGCAAACGCCAGGUAGUUAGAGCUUGGGGUCAAGAUCCAUCAUCCGCUGUAUCACAGUUUCAGAACUUCAAGUUGCUUGGUCCUGGGCUUGCUUACACUUGUGGUCCUGCCAAAAUCGUGCCGUCUACAGUUUUUCUCAUGACUGACAACGAGGAAAAUACAAGCUUUGAGUAA